This is a messenger RNA of Humulus lupulus (European hop), 648 nucleotides long. RefSeq lists its product as uncharacterized. Lineage: Eukaryota; Viridiplantae; Streptophyta; Magnoliopsida; Rosales; Cannabaceae. The record is from RefSeq and is a predicted model, not a curated record. The transcript has a single exon. Bases 1 to 648 code for a protein of 215 amino acids.
AUGAAGCCUGAUUCAAGCUGGUAUUGGAGGAAACUUUGUCAUUUGAGGGGAAAAUUCAGUCCAGCUGAGGUGAAAAAUGUUGGUGUAACAGGGAUUUUUAAAGCCUCUAAACUCUAUAAUAAUACUCUCAGCCAACAUCCAGUGGGCUAUCAUCAAGCUGUUUGGUGCAGGCUAUUUAUCCCUAAGCAUCGUUUCUUACUUUGGCAAGUGGUUAACUCUCAGCUUCUUACUCGAGACAACAUACUCAGCUUCUGUAUUCCUCUUGAAACUCUGUUAUGUCCUGUUUGUGGUUUCUAUAAUGAGAGUCACACUCAUCUUAUCUUUGAGUGUUAUAUUCCCAAGAAGGUAAUUGAAUUAAUCUUUGCUUGGAUGGGGUUUAGAGCUUGGCCUAUUGAGUUUACUGGUUGGACGGUUUGGCUUGCUAGUAGAAGACCUGGAGUCAUUUCUUCCAUCACCAAUAUGAUUUUGGAUGCUGUUAUAUAUUACCUCCGGAGGAACCGAAACAUAUAUUUGUUUAAUGGGUUUACUUGGACAACUGAUUAUCUAGCUAUUGAUAUCAUGAAUAUUAUCCAGUACAGGUUAUUCAUUGUUAAAAAUAGGAAGUUAACAUUACAGGAACAGAGAUUUAUAGGAAAAAUUACAAUGUAA